Molecule: messenger RNA, 2499 nt
Organism: Didymella exigua CBS 183.55
Lineage: Eukaryota; Fungi; Ascomycota; Dothideomycetes; Pleosporales; Didymellaceae
Exons: 2
Coding region: 408-2282 (624 amino acids)
Biological process (GO): chromosome segregation; microtubule nucleation; vesicle transport along microtubule
Cellular component (GO): kinetochore; kinesin complex; centrosome
Molecular function (GO): microtubule binding
Source: RefSeq, a predicted model, not a curated record
GACAACACACCCCCCACCCGCGCACAUCACGGCCGGGCGCGACUCACGACUGACUACUAACUACUAAUCGGCACAGGGACAGGGAACCGACGACCACGGCGCCGCUGCGACAGGGAACAGCUGCCAGCAGAUUUGCGUCUGGCAACGAACGGUGUGCACCGUCAACAACACGCCGAUUCACCGCUGCAACCGUCAACAGCCCAGCCGCACCGCACCUGGAGGCCUCGACGACCCCGCCAGCUCUCCCACGCCACGCCUCUCGCUGCCGCUGCGCGAAGGACCGCACUACCACCACGACCGCGCUGGCAGUUUUCCGGACCCGCCCAUUGCGCCAGCCCGCCCAGCCAUCGCGGCGCGCCCUCCCCUGAGACUGCACUGCGACCGCCGCCGCACGUGUGCCUGCCACCAUGGUGGGCGCAGAGAUGCCGGCGUCCCCUCCGCCGCGCAGCAACGGCUUCGCCAGCCUGCAGGAGGAGCUGAACUACUACCGGACCGCCUACGAGACGCUCGACGCCGAGCUGCAGGAGUUCCAGUCGUCGAGCAAGGAGCUUGAGGCCGAGCUCGAGCGCGAUGUCGAGGAGAGCGAGAAGCGCGAGCGCAAGCUGCAGGAGAAGGUUGAGCGACUGGGCUUCGAGGCUGAGGAGUGGAAGACCAAGUACAAGCAGAGCAAGACGGAAGCGAACAACGCGCAGAACACACUGCAGAAGGAGAUCACGGUCCUGCGAGAUGCGCAGCGCACCCUGCAGCUCAAGCUGCGCGACAUGGAAGUCCAGAACGACGACUUCGAGCGCCAGACGCGCAACCAGACGUCGUCGCUGGAGGACGUCGAGACCAAGUACAACGUGGCGAUUGAGCGCGAAGUCAUGUUGGAAGAGGAGAUCAAGAUCGGCGAGCGCGAGCGCGAGGGGCUGCGCAUCGAGACGCAGCGCCUGCGCGACGAGCUGGCGGACUUGAAGAUCGAGUCAGACAUCACCCACGAGAAGCUGCGCCUGGCCGAGGCCAACAUCGAGAAGCACCACCAGCGCGCCGUUUCCAACCACCUGGCCAAGGAGUCGCACUCGUUGCGACCGCGCUCGCCCGUGUCGGAGGCCUCAACCACCAAUACGAACAUGUCGUCGCCGACCGCCGCCUCUACGCCGCCGUACAUGCAGUCCGACACGCUGCGCCCAGACUCGACGCCGCCCUCCCCGCCACUGUCCGAUGCGCCCCUCGCGAUACGGCCCAUUCCGUUCAACCCGCCUUUCCCCACGCGGAAGGCCUCGAUCGCAUCGCGCGACCCAGCUGCCACCCCCAGAGCAGGCAUAUUCGCCCGCCCGCGACACACACGGCUGCCAAGUGUCUCGGGCAUUCCUGGUGCAGCUGCAGGCGCUGGUGUACGGCGCACGCCAUCGAUCAUGCGACCGCCCAGCGCCCACCAGAACCAUGCACCACGGCCGUCUCGGCCCAGCAUUGAAAAUGGUCCGUCGGCAGCCGGCCUGCCAAGGUCUGGCUCCCUCUACCAGAUCCGAGGGCUGAUCGGCAAGAUGCAGAAGCUGGAGGAGCGAGUGCACUCGGCACGCUCAAAGCUGCCCGCGCCGAUGGCCACGCCCCCACGAGCGAGUCCGCGAGGCCCGAGCGCAGCCGGCAACUACCUCCCCACUUCAGUCUCGGUCAGAAAGCGUGCGUCUCAAGCCUCGACCUCAGUAUCUUCCGUUGGAGAAGGCGCGAACGGUGGUGGUGUGAGCCGGCUCUCAUUCGGCGUGCCGUCGAACACAAGCAACAGUCGACCCAGCAGCCGGGCCUCGAUGUCAUCCACACCUCAGCUAGCCAGAUCGACAAGCAGACCCAGUCCCAUCACCAGAAGCAGUACUACACGCACCCCCGGCACGCGAACACCUGGAGUACGCACUCCAGGCACUCGUACGCCCAACUCACGAAAUCCGCUAGGUCAUUACUCGUCAGCGUCGAUGGGUGGGCGAAUAGGAAAGGCCCCUCCUCCGAUUCUGCACCUUCACGAAGGUCGUCAGUUUGGCCGUACAUCUCUGAAUCGGCAUCCGAGUGACCAGGGCCAUACCCAGAACCUGUCCCGCAGCGACACAGGCAGCGAUGACGAAAGCGAAAUCAAGACGCCGAUUGGACGACGUUCAACAAUGGAGAGGACCGGCAUCCCAACGCCUGGGAGUGGCAGUGCUCUGCCACGAAGAACAAGCGUGAGCAGGAGGAUCAGCGCGAGCAUGGAUGGCGGCAUGGGGCCACCGGCGCGUCCCCGCAAGAUGUCGACGUAUGAGGAGGAGACGUACUAGGCUUGCGUGCUUUGCCAGUAUUUGAUUGGAGGCGUUCGAAGAUUAGGGCUAGCAUGGAUUUGGCGUUGGAGCAUUAGGCGCAACGCAGGUACCAGAUCCAACGGGCAGCCCUUGUGCAUAGAAUUAGCAGGGAGAGUGCUGGGAAGAGCAGGCCAUGUGCUGAACCAUGGCGGUACAUGUCAUCUAGAUACCAAUACAUCCCCUUUGUCAACACCAC